AUGAUUAACGUCACACAUCCCUUCAGAAGCAAUGCAGCGCAGUCCCACAUUGCUGACGCUGUGGCCGAGGAUGUGCUCGAUACCAUCUCCUCAAUCCUGGAACAUUGUGGACCAUUCGCAGACCCCCAGACACGGUUUAAUGGGCUCUCCGUACUGCACAAAAUUGGCAAGACGAUGGCGCUUUCUACCGACGAUACACUGGGCCGUAAGGUUCAGGGGCGGUUCGAAUCCGAUUCUUCUCUUGUAGAUGGGAUGAAAGAAAUCAUCAAUUCUAUGACACCGGAUGCAGUCCGAGUGAUCAUAGAGGAUAACUCGAGUCCAAAUGCAUUGUGGCCAAAAUUACAGGAAUUGUAA
Molecule: messenger RNA, 354 nt
Organism: Penicillium egyptiacum
Lineage: Eukaryota; Fungi; Ascomycota; Eurotiomycetes; Eurotiales; Aspergillaceae
Source: the annotation of a GenBank genome assembly